This is a messenger RNA of Paramisgurnus dabryanus, 1878 nucleotides long. It is a transcript of the gene uck2b, whose product is annotated as uridine-cytidine kinase 2b. Gene Ontology annotation, molecular function: kinase activity; ATP binding. The record is from RefSeq and is a predicted model, not a curated record. Lineage: Eukaryota; Metazoa; Chordata; Actinopteri; Cypriniformes; Cobitidae.
CAUACGCGUUUACUUCCACUGCAAGCAUGGCUGGCGACAGUGAAACACAUCUUAAUGGCAGAGAAGAGAACGGCCAUACCAUACGACAGCCUUUCCUCAUCGGUGUGUCCGGGGGCACCGCCAGUGGAAAGUCUUCAGUUUGUGAGAAGAUCAUGGAGAUGUUGGGCCAGAAUAAAAUUGACCAUCAUCAACGCCAGGUGGUUAUCCUGAGUCAGGACAGCUUUUACAAGGAGCUUACACCUGAACAGAAGGCCAAAGCAGUCAAGGGCCAGUUCAACUUUGAUCACCCAGAUGCUUUUGACAGUGAACUUAUCAUGAAUACCCUGCGUGAUAUUCUUCAAGGAAAGACGUUGCACAUCCCUGUGUAUGACUUUGUUACCCAUUCCAGGAAGGAUGAGUUUUUGACCGUAUACCCAGCGGAUGUGGUUCUGUUUGAGGGGAUUCUCAUGUUUUACUCGCAAGAGAUUCGAGACCUGUUUCAAAUGAAGCUGUUUGUGGACACCGACCCUGACACGAGACUCUCACGAAGAGUGUUGCGGGACAUCAGUGAGAGAGGCAGAGAGUUGGAACAGGUUUUGACCCAGUACAUUACUUUUGUAAAGCCAGCUUUUGAGGAGUUCUGUCUUCCAACCAAAAAGUAUGCCGAUGUCAUCAUUCCUCGUGGAGCAGACAACCUUGUGGCUAUUAACCUGAUCGUGCAGCAUAUUCAGGAUAUCCUGAAUGGAGGAUUCACUAAACGACAGAAUGGUUCAGUAAACGGCCAUGGAACUCCCAGACAAAGAAGGACAUCGGAGUCCAGUAGACCUCACUGACCUCACUGUGGCCCUUCCCUCUAUUGAGGAGAAGGCAGGACUGACUAAUAGCUGUGGGCAUCCCUUUUGUCCAGUGAAAAACGAAGGGAUGCAGGAGCUGAAAUGCCUUUGUUAUUGUUAGCAUUUGAAUUUUGCAUUUGGAUGACUUUUUAAUUUUAUUUUUUCAGAGUGUUAUGAAGGUGCUGUGUUUUUGGAAGGUUUAAUUCCACACUCAGUAUUUCCUGUCAGUGUGUCUAUCUGCUUUCUCAGCUACUUAGAAAAUAAAAGAAUAUGGAAUUUUGUUUUUGGUCCGACUAAAAGUAGAGACCCCUUUUAUCACAGUACCAUUGGCACAAAUACUUGAAGUCAGAGCUCAGGUUGGGUAGGUUUUCCAUCUGCAAAGAAAAAAACCCUAGUACCUCAUAUAUGAGGCCCUUUAUGUGUGUGUGUGGGUUGAGAGACUGUACAGUAUGUGAUUGUGUAAAGAUGACAGUAUGGUAGACUAGCAUGUAUAUUACAUUCUAAUGGUCAUGAUUUUUUUGCGCUAAUUUCUAGUUAAAUCUCAACUUUGUUACAUGGUUAUAUUUUUAAUAAUCAUACUGUUUUGUUUUGUACAUGAUAUGACACAAUUUGGCAUAUUUGUCUGUACCUGUAAGUGAUUUAAAAGUGUUACAUGGGUUAUAGAAAACUCCUACUUCGUGUUAGAAGAAAUUGUCUAAUGUUUUAAAUACAAUAUGUUAGUUUGCCAUUUAGGGUAAACUUUUGCCAAAGUUAUACCAGUAGUAUUAAAUGUCCAGUUACCAUACGAUAGACCACAUCUAAUUUUCCAUUAUGGGUUAUUUUUCCCAAUAUUAAAAUGUCACGUGUAACGUAAAAUACCUCUAAAAAAUACAGUGAUCUUCAACACUAAUAUAUACAACGCAUUUAAAUGUACUGUAUGGCAUAUAGCACGUAAACCAUGCUUUUACACUGGGAAUUACUUGAAGCAUAUUUUAUUAAGUGGUUUAAAUCCCCCUCGCACUCAUGUGAGCAGUUUUUGUACCUUGAAAUUUUACCAGAUGACCUCUUUUUGGUAAUGCAGUUGGUU